CACAAGCGGCAGUUUGCUGGACCAACUGAGGCAUGCAGCUCGUAAUCGAUUAACCUAAGGUUAGUGUCGUCGAUAUUAUCCCUGCGAUGGCCAGUAGACGUCAAAAGUGUGUUGCAUGCAAUUUGACUAUACUGAUCAGACGCCCUUCAUUUCAAAACCGCCAGUUUAUUCUUUGACCGCAGUACAGAUGGCCGUUUUCAAAGUCUCUGAACAAUGGGGCUCAGGGAACAGCGUUCAGCUGGUCCUUAGCGCAGUGUUUGCCGUAAUCCUGGGGAAAGUAGCGCUAUUCAUGUAUGAAGGCAUACGGACCCGCUUGAGAUUCCGGCGACUGAAGGCGCAGGGCAUAGCUAUACUCGAACCUCAUUCAUUCAUUUGGGGCCACCUCAAGGUCUUGGGCGGGGCGAGGGCUCGAUUUCCCCCGGACGCAAACCCGCACUAUGUACAGAUUUACAUCAUUCAACGAUGGCGAGAGUUCUUUCCCGACGCUAAGGAAUGUCCUUCGAUUAUGUAUAUCGACCUUUGGCCGGUUCGUGACUCCAUGGCAAUGAUAUUGGAUCCAGGGAUGUGCCAAGAACUUGUUCUAGAGAAGAAUCCCCCUCGUCACCCCAUGAUAAAGCAUUUUAUUAGAGCCAUUGCGGGAACAAGAAACUUGACGUGGUUCGAUAGUGCACAGCACCGACUCUGGCGAUCACGCCUCGCUCCCGGCUUCUCGCUGCGAAACAUCCAGUCACAUAUGCCAGCAGUCAUUGAGGAGAUCGAGGUCUUCGUGCAAAAUCUUAAAGCCUCAACGACAAGCGACGGAAGCUGGGGCUCUGUCUUCCCGUUGUUUCCAAAGACAGUUGAUCUUACAUUUGAUAUCAUUGGUCGAGUAGUUCUAGACCUUCGUCUAAAUGAGCAGACUACUGGGCCAACGGGUCUACAGACUGCACUCAGAACGCUGGGGGAAAAGCACUUCUACUUUCACUCCUUACUUAACCUGCCGAAGAGACUCAAUCCGUUCCACCGACUGGAAGAAUGGCAAUGUACUCAAGAACUUCGCCGAAUCCUGGUUCCACGCAUCAAGCACCUGAUAGGAGUCGAGCAGUCUACAACACAAAAGACCGUGGUUCAGCUUGCCAUGAAGGAGUACAGCAGCGAGUCCCAAGGUGCAAAGAAAAUCGCGCCGAGCAACGAUGUGAUCGAGGACGUAUUCGGUAUGACGAGGUUGUUCCUGUUCGCCGGCCACGACACCACGGCUACCACCAUCGCCUGGGCCUUCCACUACUUGCCAAGCCACCCAGAUGUCUUAAAGAAAUUGCGAGUUGAACAUGAUCAGGUCUUUGGCACUGAUACACGGACCGUAGCUGAGACUUUGCGGCGUUCACCACAGUCACUGAACUCCCUUCCCUAUACUCUAGCCGUGUCAAAAGAAGUGCUUCGGGUUUGUCCAAUCGCUGCAACAAUCAGACAGGGAAGCCCGAGCUUCUUUUUCACCGACAGUGACGGCACCAAAUUGCCAACCGAUGGGUUUGCGCUCGUCACUGGCACCGCUUUGAUUGAUUAUCACCCGGAACUCUGGCCUCGAGUGAAUGAAUUUAUUCCUGAGCGUUGGACCGUCCCCCAGGACGAUCCUUUACAUCCGUCGAAACCGGGACAAUUCAGACCUUUCGAACAUGGCGUAAUGAAUUGCAUUGGUCAGGAACUAGCUAUGACGGAGAUCAAAUUGGUCUUACUUUUCACAGUGCGAGAGCUUGAUAUCGAGCCCGCAUUUGAAGAAUGGGAUAGAUUGUCCGAGAAUCUCAGCAAGCCCAAAUACACAAUUGAGGGCGAGCGCGCCUAUCGCCUGGCCAAGGGUAUUUCGCCACCGACGGAGGGGCUGCCCGUUCAUAUCAGGCUGAGACAACCUGCCGCAUGAUAUUUCUACAAUCGUCGCCGAGAUCUUUAAAAAGUAAGAGUAAUCAUUAUCGAAUGAUGGCGCGGUGACUGGAAACUCCCAAUUUUUGAGGUCAUCUCAACCAAGUAGCAGACAAUAAGUAGAUCAUUGGUAUAGGUGCGUGAACGUUUUUAUGGUGGACCGGAGAAUCGUGGGCAAAAGAAAUUAGCCCAUCUUCUUGAUAUGUGAUCAUUGGCGGUGCACAGAGUGCAUUGGCGAAGCAGCUUCAGCAUCAAGUAUUGAAUAUUCAGACCGUGUUGGAGCUUG
Truncatella angustata is the source of this 2179-nucleotide messenger RNA. Its product is annotated as cytochrome P450. Gene Ontology annotation, molecular function: heme binding; iron ion binding; oxidoreductase activity, acting on paired donors, with incorporation or reduction of molecular oxygen. The transcript has 4 exons. The coding region runs from base 116 to 1894 and encodes 592 amino acids. Lineage: Eukaryota; Fungi; Ascomycota; Sordariomycetes; Amphisphaeriales; Sporocadaceae. The record is from RefSeq and is a predicted model, not a curated record.